AUUCUAGUACUUCGUUCUUGCCGUAGACAUGUCAACUGCAAAACCAAAUCGUAGUUGUUCAUUGUAAACAAUUUUACGACUGUCAGAUGUAUCAAUACUUUUCGUUGGACAAUAAUUUUCGAACAUCUAAAUCAAAAUGGAACAAAGAUACUUCAACAAUCCGUAUGAAGAGUUUAAAGGGCAGCCAGUUGAGGUGGAUGAAACUUAUGUGCGAAAUUUGAUAAAAACAUACGUACAACAAAUUGUGGAAAAUACACAAGGCGGAGACUCACGCGGUGAUUUGUAUGUUGGCGAUGCAGGCAUUGCAUUUAUGUUUUUACGUUUAUGUCAAACCAAUGAAUUGGUUCAGGAAACGUCAGCACGAGAAAAUGCUCAACUUUAUAUAAAUCGAGCCAAACGCAAUGCCAAACAAUAUUCACGUUCAAGAGAUGAACGUUGUGCCUUUUUAUGCGGUAAUGCUGGAAUAUAUGCCGUUUCUGCGGCCAUAUCCGAGCUCACUCAAAAGCCAGACACAUUACAACAAGACUUGAAAGACUUUGAACAAGGAUUCGAAGCGUGCAAACCGGUUAAUUACAGUAAGCAUGGCGGUGAUGAAUUGCUAGUGGGUCGUGCUGGUUUUUUGAGUGGUGUAUACUGGUUGAAUCAAACACUAAAGCCAAAACCAUUUUCAAGCGAAGCAAUCGUUGAAUUGUGCGAAUCAGUUGUGAAAAGCGGACGACAAUACUCGAAAGAACGGCGAAGUACAUUUCCAUUGAUGUAUCAAUAUCAUGGAACUGAAUAUCUGGGUGCUGCACAUGGUCUUAGUGGAAUUUUGCAUAUGUUAUUGGAGUCACCGUGGUUUAGUAUUGAUUCAUCUGGUGCGAUUCCAAUACCGAAAGACUAUGAGGCCGACAUCAAGGACACCAUCGAUGCAUUUUUGGCACUGCAAGAUAGCGAAGGAAAUUUCCCUUGUGAUAUGGAAGAUGCAUAUCACGGCAACGCCAACAGUUUACUGCACUGGUGUCAUGGAGCACCGGGUGCAAUUUAUCUGCUGAUCAAAGCGUAUCUCAUAUUCAAAGAAGAAAAGUAUUUGGUGGCAAGUGAACGUGCCGCCGAUUUGAUAUGGCAAAGAGGCUUAUUGUUCAAAGGACCGGGAAUAUGUCAUGGGGUGGCUGGGAAUGGAUAUGCUUCAUUAAUAAUGUACCGACUUACAAACAAUCCAAAAUAUUUGUAUCGAGCCACCAAAUUUGCAAAAUUUCUAUCACAACACGAGUUUGUAAGACAUGCCAGACGCCCGGAUUGCCCAUGGAGUCUAUACGAGGGAUUGGCUGGAACAGUUUGCUAUCUAAUUGAUCUACUUCAUCCGGCAACGGCAGCUUUUCCUUUUAUGAAUGUUUUCUAGAUUUAUUCAUUUUUUUAAAAUUUCUAUUGCAUAUUGACCAUUACAUGUCUUUUCAUCAAAAAUUAAUAAAAAAAAUCGCUUUCUAAAAAAU
Molecule: messenger RNA, 1472 nt
Organism: Contarinia nasturtii (swede midge)
Lineage: Eukaryota; Metazoa; Arthropoda; Insecta; Diptera; Cecidomyiidae
Product: lanC-like protein 3 homolog
Exons: 3
Coding region: 137-1381 (414 amino acids)
Biological process (GO): carbohydrate metabolic process; peptide modification
Cellular component (GO): plasma membrane
Source: RefSeq, a predicted model, not a curated record